GGGUCUAGUUUAUAUAACGCUUAUGACCGAAGUGAGGUGGAAGAUAAAUUAGUUAUCAAAAUCGACCAAGAUGCUGUGAUUGACAUCGAUGUGUCGAAAGGGGAUAUGGAAACAGCUGAUGUCAAGGGACAAGAUGUAUUUAUCCGAAUCUAUCCUAGCAAGUGUAGUUACCAUAUUUUAUAUGCACCUGUUCUCCUUAUUGAUUACCAUGAACUCAAAGCAUUUACUGAAUUAGUAUAUACCUUAACCGGGGAAAAAUAUGGUAAGUUUAUUGAUCAGAAAUUAUCUGGUCAAAAUUUUAACCUUCGCCUUAUCGGUUCAGCAAAAAAAGGACGUGUGAAGCGUAUCCUUCAGUUUUCACUAGAUAAUGGGUGGAAUGAACUUGAUCACGUUAGAGUCCAACCACCCACUAGCUUAGGGCUUGAAGUAAGACCUCGAAUGCUUAGUACAGAAAAAAAUAAUAAUCUGCUAAGAAUAUCUGUGGGUCAGGAUGUAUUACAAAAAUUCGCAAAUCUAGUUUUGCAAAAAUAUUCUAACUAUCUUAGGGAUUGGACUAUCGAAGAAAAGGAAGAGACAAAAGAAAACUUCGUAUAUUUUAACCGAAAAGCUCCACUAGGAUGUCCACUCUGCAAACGUAUAUAUGACAAGGAUCAGUGGUGGUUCGGUCGUGUAUACGCUAAAAGUGGUGAAUUUAUCAUAAAAUGUUUUCGGCAAAAUAGUGAUGAGCGCGGGGAAGGUCUAGGAUUUCCUAAAGCUUUCGUAAAAAUGCCAUCUUGGGUCAAGUAUAAUGAAACCCUUACGGCUACAGAAAUAUAUAAGGAAAGAUAUGUAAGACCAUUACUCAAUGAAGGUGAUAUUUAUGUAGGGUCACCUUGGGAAACUGGAAAAAUCUAUGUUCUUGAAAAUCUCACUAUUUCUGAUAAUGUAAAUUUGCUUGUAUUAUCUACGCGUCAUUCUUACUCGAAUGCUGUUACUACAAGACUCAAUCUCAAAUCAUAUUGUGAUAUUAAUGAUAAUAUAAAUCUACUUGAUCACAAAAGGGUUGUGUGUCAGAUAGAGAGCUUACAUCGUAUUACUAAUAAUUGUAAAUCGGGGCAAUCAAUAGAGAAAUUAUAUAAACUAAUUCAAGAAGCGAGACGCAUUAUUGUUAUGGAUAAUGAUCUUACUGAUCUUAAUAUCGAAUGGAUUAAGGCUCUUCGUAAGGAUAAACCAUUCUCUAUUAUCCACAAUACUUAUCAACCCCAAAAAGCUAAGCAGAUGUCUUCAUUACCUUUUGAGAAUCGUAAAAGUGCAUCACUUAUUUGCCAUCUUAGAAAAGAUCUACAAGGAAUUGUUCAUGCUCUCAAGACUGAAUUUCCAGAAUUAAGGAUCAAGGAAUAUCACGGUAAAUCCGAUCCAAUGGAAAAAGCUCAAGAUUUCAGCAAUGUAGAAGAAUCAUGGAAAGACAUUGACCUAGUUGCUUAUACCAGCACUUUAAAAAUAGGAGUAUCCUGCACUAUUCCUAAGUUUGAGCGAGCAUUCUGUCUUUUUAAUAGCUACAUAGAAACAAAUGCUGGAACGAAUCAGAUGUUAUUCCGCAUGCGAUGCAUUAAAGAUUAUAUAUGCCAUAUUGAGCAGAGAUCUUCUAAUGUUCCAGUCACAGAGAAAGGAUUAUUCCAAUGGUUGUUGAAUGCCAAACGCGAAUGCCUCCCUCGUGAACUUCAGAAUAGAGGGAUUUUUCCAGAUGUAGAUUCUAUUAUACGGAAUAAAGAUAUGCCAACUAUUCGAUUGUGGGUAGCAUAUAUGUUAGAAAAUUUCCGUUCCCGAUGUUUAUUUGGUUGGAGGAUAGUUGAUUUUCUCCGAAAGGCAGGUAUGGUAGUUUCCACCAUAGAAUCUAUUCCUAAACCUGGUGAAAAUGAUACAUCGUUAUCUCAAGUUGUGAAGGUGAAUUCUGCUACCGUUAAAGCAGAGGAGAUAUCAGAAAUAACUAAUGCUAUUAUCCUCGAUCAUGAGACUGCUGAAUUAUUGGAAAAUAAGCCAAGAAAGACUUUGGAAGAAAUGCGCUCUUUAGACCGGGACCAUAUUGUGGAAUGCUAUCAGAUUCCACCCGAAUUACUAACCGAAGAUUUCAUUUCGGAGUAUGGGAAUUAUAAUCAUAUGAAAUGGUUCAGAGCUUAUAGACAAGUGCGAGAUGCCG
Messenger RNA from Funneliformis geosporum, 2176 nucleotides. The record is from the annotation of a GenBank genome assembly. NCBI's taxonomy places the organism in Eukaryota, Fungi, Glomeromycota, Glomeromycetes, Glomerales, Glomeraceae.